This is a messenger RNA of Cimex lectularius (bed bug), 3150 nucleotides long. Its product is annotated as probable RNA helicase armi. Bases 185 to 3100 code for a protein of 971 amino acids. Lineage: Eukaryota; Metazoa; Arthropoda; Insecta; Hemiptera; Cimicidae. The transcript is spliced from 2 exons. The record is from RefSeq and is a predicted model, not a curated record. Gene Ontology annotation, molecular function: ATP hydrolysis activity; helicase activity.
GGUGAGAAUGGAAGAAAUUUGAGGGUUUGACGGAAGAAAAGACCGCUAGGGUAAAAGAACGAUUCACCUGUUUUGACUCUUUUAUCAUUGUGACACGGUUCAUGUGCCGGUUGACUGUAGAGGUAAAAAUCUGGGUGAAAAGAUGAUAAAACACGAUUUUAUGUUUCAGGGUUUUGUUUGAACGAUGUUGGAAACUUUGACCUCGGCGUUGGCCGGCCUUUUCGGCCGUCCUCCCAGCCCUGUUGAGGAAGAGGAUGACAUAGUCCGAGAUUACUACGCUUCCAGGAAGAAGGACCAGUUGGAAAGGACAGGGGUGAUAACUUACGUUGCUUGCAAUUCGGCCGAAAUCGACCAUUCCUAUGUUUUCCCCCUGGAAACUGACAGGUUCCGCAUCGGAGACAGGGUGGUUUUCAAGGUGUGCCACUCAUUCGGCAACGUAGAGAUCAGGGAGGUGAGGCGAGCUGGGCAAGACGACAGGAACGUAGACGGUAAGGUGGUUUCAAUCGAGAACGGUCUGUGUCGUGUGUCAGGCGGUUAUGAGUUUGACAUGUCAUCCGUCAUUGCUGAUUUCAAGCCCAUGGUCGGAGAUUAUGUCUCUCUGGAGGGGCGGUUUGCCGAAGGAUGUUGCAUGGUCGAGCGAAUCUCUCCCAAAUCGAGUCGAUUCGUGACAGGCCUGAUCACUGAAUACGACAAGACGAGCGAAACUGGUUUCAUAGCCGGUGAGAUCUUCUUUACAAAAAGUGACUGCGUCGGGUUCACGCCUGCGGUCCGUUCCUCCGUAUUCUGCACGGCGUUGGAAUGCUCGGAUCAUCCCUACAGGGCCAUCGGUAUAACACUCCUUUACAAAAACAGCAGGAAGAAAGUUGAAAUAUCAAUAAUGCCUUUUUUCAAACUGAAGCUCGGCGAGAGCAAAUAUGUCGACUUGAAGGUUACGAAUUGUUCGAAGGACAGCUUGGAAGUCGGACACGUCGAGUUGUUUUCGAUGGACGAUGUCAGGAUGGUCAGCGAGCCUGAAAAUCAAAUCCUUCCGGGAGGUGUUGCCACAUACACAAUACUCUGUCUUGGUAAAAAACCUGGUAACACGUCAGCCACUCUCAACUGGACGUUCAACCAUAUAAAAAUACGACGUACGAUCCGCUAUGAAACAAUAGAUGAAACGAGUUUAAAGAAUAAAAUUAGAUUGACACUACCCGGCAGGAAUAAGUUUACAAUACCAAAGUAUGUAAAUGUAAAGAUGAAGGUUUACGCAUUGCCGUCUGGCCUGGUGGACGUCGUCGUACGAGAAGACCUAGCAGCUAUGCAGAAGGUAAUGGAAAUGCACCCUUGCCUCAUACCAGAGCUAAACAAAGACAAUUACGUCGAUAAAAUGCAUACGCUUUUGUUUUUAGAAGAAGCCAAGUGCGUCAACGAUGUGAAACUUUUGACUAAAGAUUUCUGCCUUUAUCCCAAGGACGAUACCGUAUAUCUCGUAUACGAGGCCGACUCGCCUUAUUCAAAUCUCAUGCCUGGGGAUUCGGUGAUCGUCUCUAAACCAUGGGAUGCGGAGAAGCGUUACGAGGGGAAGAUCUGGGACGUACUCCCUUCUCAGAUAAUUUUAAAGCUCCAUGACGAAUUCAUGAAUGAUUAUAGACAAGGGGCUUGCUACACUGUUGAGUUUAUACUGAACAGGACACCUAUGAGGAAGAGGCAUUUCGCGGUCGACGCUGUUUACAAAUACGACCUGCUCAGACGAGUAUUUCCUACUGUUCUAACCUCCGACGCUUUUGAACCGCCUUGUGUUAAAAUUUGGUAUAAUUCUUUGCUGAAUGGAGAACAGAAGAGGGCCGUUGAAUCGAUACUUUCGCAGAAAAAUAAAACUUAUCCUUAUAUUAUAUGCGGACCACCUGGAACGGGGAAGACGGUCACGGUUGUCGAGUUGAUUUUACAAUUAUGUCAAGACCCUUUGUCUCGUUUAAUGGUCGUAGCGCCGACUAACUCAGCGAUUGAUUUAAUCGGUGUUAAACUCUUAGAAGCCGGAUUGACCAAAGAGGAUUUAAUAAGGCUUUGUAGUUACAGCCCUUUCAGGCUUGGUUCAAUAUCGUCGAGCCUUAUCGACGCAUCGUACGUGCCUUCCCUUUUUGAAGAGAUCCCGAAUAAAGAACCCGUACCGAUUGUUACAAGGAAUAACAUAGGAGUGCACAAAGUGACUCUGGGUACGAUGCAGUGUAUCGGUACGCUGAGCGCGAUCGGGUUCCCAGGCGGGUAUUUCACACAUGUGAUCGUUGACGAAGCAGGCCAGGCGACAGAGCCGGAGACGCUGAUCCCGUUGUCGUUCCUUGACAAGGAAAAUGCGCAGUUCAUACUCGCAGGCGAUCCGAAUCAGCUUGGGCCCGUAGUCAUGUCCAGGCUUUCCAGGAUGUUCGGUUUCAAGGAUUCCUUCCUGGCGAGAUUAUCAAGGAUGAAACCUUAUUCGAAAGACAUCGAAAAGCACCCAGACACGCUCGGCUACGAUAGAAGGAUUAUGACCCAACUCGUCAUCAACUACAGAGCCCUGCCUAAACUUGUAAAAAUGACUAGUGAUAUUUUUUACCAAGGUGAAUUAAAGCCUUACUUAAAUGACGAGAGCAUCGAAGCGGAUCUUCUUAGAAAGAUCACACUUGAAAAUGUACAUUUGGUGAAUAAAUCUUUGGUUUUUAUCGACGUUGAAGGUGUCGAGGAACAGGUGAAAGACAGUUGGUCGUACUUCAACAGGGCGGAGAUAGCCAAGAUUUUGCUCUUGCUCAAUGAGCUGUACGAAGUGGUCACGCCUGAUCAGAUUGGGAUCAUAACACCUUAUGCCCUCCAGUCGAAAAUGAUAUCAAAAAGGCUCGAGAGCCUCAACGUCUACUCGCCCAAGGUGGGCUCGGUCGAGGAGUUCCAGGGCGCGGAGAGGGACGUGAUGAUAUUCUCGAUCGUACGGAGCUCGAGGGACAUAAGCAGAGGACUCCCAGAGUUUAUUACAGAACGGAAUAAAAUGAAUGUGGCGCUGAGCAGGGCAAGGGUUCUUAACAUAAUCGUUGGCAACAAGCAGUACGUCAGCUGUAACCAACUUUGGCAGACUAUUUGUAAAUAUUGCGAAUGAUUUAUUUUUCUAUUGUCAUUUUUUGAACAUUUUCGACAAUUGUAAGUAAC